Molecule: messenger RNA, 983 nt
Organism: Benincasa hispida (wax gourd)
Lineage: Eukaryota; Viridiplantae; Streptophyta; Magnoliopsida; Cucurbitales; Cucurbitaceae
Molecular function (GO): catalytic activity
Source: RefSeq, a predicted model, not a curated record
CAAUGAAACAGGCCAAUACCAUCAUUCUUCAGUUGAGGAAAUGGAGUCACCUCCAACCCAACCCCAUUCCAACUUAUUUUUCCGGCAGGUGUGGCAAAGCGACAUGUCGUCCUACAAAGCAGGAACGAUCGAAAUCAAAUCUCACUAUAAAAAGAAAUUUCCACAUUCUUCUCCGCUCUCAAUUUUCCGCCGCCGUUGUUCUUCCGCCCACUUUUUUCCGACGGUCUCUGGUUUUUCCGAUUUCAAAAACCGCCCACAGUUUUCUAACCACUGGAAUUCCGCCGCCAAUCAUGGGCUCCCUUGAUAGUUCUGAUACCGGAAUCGUCACCGUUGACGUCAAAACCGCCAAGAACCUGCUCCAUUCUGGCUAUGCAUUUCUCGACGUCAGGACGGUUGAGGAGUUCAAUGAAGGGCAUGUGGCGACGGAGAAGAUCGUAAAUAUUCCGUAUCUGUUAAAUUCUCCGACUGGUAGGGUGAAAAAUGCUCAGUUUCUGGCGGAAGUAUCGGCGGUCUUUAAGAAAGACGACCGCCUCGUCGUGGGUUGCCGAAGUGGUGUCAGAUCUUUGCUCGCCAUUGAAGACCUCCAGAAUGAUGGUUUCAAACAAUUGAAAGAUCUGGGCGGAGGGCAUCUAGCUUGGUUGGAGAAUGGUUUUUCUGUGGCAAAAGGGAUGAAACUAGAUCCGAAAGUAGUUGAAGAUGGUAAGAUUGAUGAGCUAUGAUCUAUAUAAAAUUAUUUGAGAGACUGCUACAAUUUGAUUUGUCACUUUUACAGGUAAGCUAUAAAAUCAGUUAAAUUUGUAUCGAUACAUACAAAUUUAUGAAUUUAUACAAAAUGAUUAUUAAGAGAUAGUUAUAUUUUAGCAUUCUUAUUGAAUUAUCAUUGUAAAUGUUGAUGAGCUUUGAUCCAAAAGGGAUGAUACUAGAUCCAAAGUAAUUGAUGAGCUUUAAUCUAUAUAAAAUUAUUGGAGACACUGUUACAAUUU